GAAGGCGGAGCAACGGAGGGCUCCCGGCGCGGCCCACGUGAACGGGGCGGAGUUAGAGCCCGACUUUCUAGUUGCCAGGCCCGCUCUGCCCCGGUGGCCGAGUCUGCACAAACCCGCGUGGAGCCGCCUCCUGGCCCGGCUUCCCUGCCAGCAGGUCACUCUGCCGACAGCAGCUACGGGGAGAGUGCAUUUAACUUAACCCAGAGAGGGCAGCCUAGCCUUACCUCCACCGAGCCCUGGGGAUGAGGAGCGAGGAUCUCACACUGAAUAUAUUUCUAAAGUGCCUGUGUCAGCCAGCAGAUCAGACCACAAGGCCUGCAAGAGAAGCCUGAGGCUGUGGAGGGCUAGUCUCGCCAAGCUCGGCCUCCCCUUGGACGGUGGGACCUGAACAAAACUAGGUGGACCUGGCCGCCUCCAUGGCACACCGGCUGCAGAUACGACUGCUGACGUGGGACGUGAAGGACACACUGCUCAGGCUCCGUCACCCCGUUGGGGAGGAAUAUGCCUCAAAGGCCCGGGCCCAUGGGCUGGAGGUGGAUGCCAUGGCCCUGGGACAAGCCUUUGGGCAGGCAUACAGGGCUCAGAGCCACAGCUUCCCUAACUAUGGCCUGAGCCAGGGCCUGACCUCCCGCCAGUGGUGGCUGGAUGUGGUCCUGCAGACCUUCCAUCUGACAGGUGUCCGGGAUGCCCAGGCUGUGGCCCCUAUCGCUGACCAGCUAUAUGAGGACUUAAGCAGCCCCUGCAGCUGGCAGGUACUAGAGGGGGCCGAGAGCACCCUGAGGGGGUGUCGCCAACGAGGUCUGAGGCUGGCAGUGGUCUCCAACUUUGACCGUCGGCUAGAGGACAUCCUGGUGGGUGUGGGCCUACGGAAACACUUUGACUUUGUGCUAACCUCGGAGGCUGCUGGCUGGCCCAAGCCUGACCCCCGCAUUUUCCAUGAGGCCUUGCGCCUUGCUCAUUCAGAACCAGCAGCGGCAGCCCAUAUUGGAGACAGCUACCACUGUGAUUAUCAAGGGGCUCGGGCCGUUGGCAUGCACAGCUUCCUGGUGGUUGGCCCAGAGCCUCCCGACCCCGAGGUCAGGGAUUCUGUACCUGAAGAACACAUCCUUCCCUCACUGUCCCAUCUCCUGCCUGCCCUUGACCGCCUAGAGGGUGCAGCCCCAGGGCGUGGAGGCAGGUGAGGGAAGAGGCAGGUGAGGGAAGUGGCCGGACCCUGAACCAUGGAGAAAACCUUAAACAAACACUGGAAACCAGAGCCCCUCAGGUCUGGACUUUGCACAUGUCCCUGCAGCCUCCAUAAUCACAGUAUAAAGCAGUGAGGGCCAGGCUUUUAGCCUCGCUCUGCUAACCAGCUCCUGAGCUCUGAGUUCUCACUCUCAGUCAUGCCAUACGUCCCCCUCACCUCCGACAAAGUUCACUGAGAGCCCACAUAGCUUCAAAACCAGGCACUUCCUGCUGGGAACCAUGUGAUGGAAUAAGGAUGUAACCAAGAGAAAAACAAGAUUGAACGAGGAAACACAUUGCAUAGCAACCAGUUGGGACAGUCUUGGGAGCAUGAAGUCUGGAACACUGGACUGAGAUGAGCAUGUAUAAUUGUGGGUCAUUAAUCUCAAGACAGACCCAACAGGAAAGAAUCUAUGCAUUGUCCCCCUGCCGGGAACCAUAGGAUUGUUUGCCCAGAUAAUAGUCAUGGCCUAUGAGUUCAUUUUUCUUCAAGAGCCUGCAGCUCUUCAUGAAGCAGAUGGAGAACAUUCUCCUUACUCCCUGCUUAAGAUAGUAUAAAUUUGGGGCCGGCAGGUGGUGUGGUGGUGAAGGUGCUAGACUCCCACAUGGCUAGUCAUGGUU
Messenger RNA from Tupaia belangeri chinensis (Chinese tree shrew), 1845 nucleotides. RefSeq names its product haloacid dehalogenase like hydrolase domain containing 3 (gene HDHD3). Lineage: Eukaryota; Metazoa; Chordata; Mammalia; Scandentia; Tupaiidae. The record is from RefSeq and is a predicted model, not a curated record. The coding region runs from base 417 to 1181 and encodes 254 amino acids. The transcript has 3 exons. Gene Ontology annotation, cellular component: nucleus.